Molecule: messenger RNA, 852 nt
Organism: Haemonchus placei
Lineage: Eukaryota; Metazoa; Nematoda; Chromadorea; Rhabditida; Trichostrongylidae
Source: the annotation of a GenBank genome assembly
AUGCAAAUGUCUUCGCUGUUCAUAAUAGUGACUAUCUUCAUAGCGAUCUCCUACAUCAAGGGCUCGGAAACUCCACUAGAUGAGAAAGAAACUUUUAUAACGCUCAACAGUAUGUACACCAACGACCUGGUUUGGAGUGAUGAGUUGGCAGAAAAGGCACUGGAAUGGCUCAAGACACCGGAUCACCGAAGUAAAAUAAAAGCUGAUCUGAUUGUUGGAGGAAGAGGUCUGGUUGUUAAUGCGAAUGACAAGACUGUUUGGCAGAAAAUACUCGAUGUCUUAGAAAUCCAUUUCGAUGAAAAGGAAGCAGAGCGUUCUCCACCUAUCCCUUGGCGUAAAAUCAUUACGAAUCGUCCAUUCAUCGCUCACCUCAUUUCUACAUGGAUUCUCACUAAUGUUGUCACAGUCAUGAUGGUCUACUUGCCUACAUACUACAAAGAUGUACUGCUGUUGGGCGUUAUUAUGAAUGGUCUGUAUUCCUCGCUACCUAUGAUGUUUAACUUCGUGUUCAAACUCUCAUGGGGAGUCCUUGUCGAUAGGCUGAAGAGACGAAACGUCCUCACGCCAACAUUAGGAGUAAAAAUCUCGCAGUGCUUUCCAACUUUUGGUGUGGCUGCAGGACUAAUACCAGUGGCAUUACUAGCCACAUGUCAGCGGCCGGUUCUCGCUCUAGUUCUUCUCUGCUUUACAAACAUGUGUUUUGGAGCACACACAAGUGGUGCAUACACUUCUUUGCUCUCACUGGCUCCACGCUUCACUCCAACGUUGUCAUCAAUCAGCGUCAGCGUUUCGAUGUUGGCUCAGCUUACCACUCCCUUCAUGGUUGCUGCCGUCGUCUCGAUAGUUCGUUGA